Molecule: messenger RNA, 2086 nt
Organism: Epinephelus lanceolatus (giant grouper)
Lineage: Eukaryota; Metazoa; Chordata; Actinopteri; Perciformes; Serranidae
Gene: mfsd2al2
Product: major facilitator superfamily domain containing 2a-like 2
Biological process (GO): carbohydrate transport
Cellular component (GO): plasma membrane
Molecular function (GO): symporter activity
Source: RefSeq, a predicted model, not a curated record
GUGUGGAGAGAGCUACUGUUGUGGGAUACAUGCAGUGGAAAAUUGUAAUUGAAUGUUGGCAUGUGGCGUGAUUCCUCCUGACUUCAAAGGAUGAGCUGUCUUAAGAAUUUUACAACUCAAGUCCAGACAUUUAGGAAUCGGUUAUUAACACAGGCUGCAGAUAGAAACUCACACAGUGACGGUCAGCAGAGGGGGUCGGAGGGGAUUCCUCUGGCCAGGAAGGUGUGUUAUGCUGUGGGUGGGGUCCCAAAUCAGAUGACCACAGUGGCUAUCGGUGUUUCCCUGCAGAUAUUCCUUCUGGAUGUUGUGCAGAUGCAGGCCUCCUAUGUCUCCAUGAUUCUGUUUGUGAGUCGGGCCUGGGAUGCUGUGACCGACCCUCUGGUUGGAUAUCUGGUUGGUUGCAGUCACUGGACACCCAUCGGCAAACUCACUCCAUGGCUGGUUCUCUCCACUCCAUUUGGUAUCCUCUUCUAUCUGCUGCUGUGGUUUGUGCCACAAGGAUCGAUGUCUCAGGCUCUCAGCGUGCUGUGGUUCCUCACAGUGGCCUGCCUGUUUGAGACCCUCAUGAGUUGCUACAACAUUCCUUACCUCUCACUCAACAUGUUCCUGGGGGGAGAUCACAGAGACAGAGACUCUGCCACGGCCUACAGGAUGAGUAUAGAGAUGGUGGCCAUGCUGUUAGCUUCUGUAAUGCAGGGUCAAGUUGUAGCUGUUUACAACACAGAGAAGCAGGAGGCCUGUCAACAUCUGGACCAGGCUCAUGAAACAACACCUGAAAGCACAUCGUCACCACAGACUGCACCACUUCAGGAAACGCAAAAGGCUUUCCUGACCUCAGCUCUGGUCAUGGGUGCCUUGUUUUUCCUCUGUAGCCUGGUUCUAUUCCUCGGGGUGAAGGAGCAGCGGGCCCCUCUCUGCUCUGAUGACAAAGUGCGACCAUCCUAUCUGACCUCGCUGAAGAUGCUGAUAUGUCACGUUUCCUACCAGCGGCUGGUGCUUGGCUUUGUCUUCAGUGUACUUGCAUUUCAGAUGUCCUUGGCUAAUUUUGCACUUUUCUGCAGCCAUGCAGCUGGACUGGGAGCCCAGUUCCAGCACCUCCUACUGGUUCUACUGGCCUCUGCCUCAGUAGCAGUUCCCCUGUGGCAAACAGUUCUCCUGAGAAUAGGGAAAAAGGCCACAGUUUUCAUCGGAUUAUCACUCUUCAUCCCGGCAGUGAUUAUAGUCGCCUGUGUUCCCAGUAACCUGCCAGUGUUCAUGAUAAUGUGCGUUCUGAUAGGAUUCAGCGUGGCAACCAUAUUCUUGCUACCCUGGUCCAUGCUCCCAGAUGUGGUGGACGACUUUGCCGUGAGACAUCCGUCCUGCAAAGACCUGGAACCCCUGUUUUUCUCCUGUUAUGCCUUCUGCAGUAAGCUGGCAGGAGGCCUGUCUGUUGGCAUCUCAACCAUGACAUUACAGUUUGUGGGCUUCAGAGCCGGUGCAUGUAACCAUGGUGACGGAGUGGUGACGGCUCUGAUUGUGCUGUUCUCACCAGUUCCCAUCACACUUCUGCUGAUAGGGAUGGUGUUUUUUCGCUUCUACUCUAUCAAUGAGAGGCAAUGUUUGCAGCUGACCACAGUUCACCCUGAAGCUACAUCAUCCUCAUCAGACCAAAGAGAAAUCGCAGAGCAGCCAUCAGUUCUGCAGCAGCCCUGUGAUGGUGCGACAUCAACUUCACUCUAUAACACAAAGACUGACACAUUGUACAGGUCACAUUCCUCACCAGGUUCUUACAGUGAUAAAAAAAGCUCAGUCAAGUCAUCUUCCCUUUCAAAUAUAUCAAAGAGCCACUCUGGAGAAUACAGCAGGCCGAAAUCAGUUAUACAGUCAAAUGUAAAUCCUCAGUGUUAUAAACAGAGACUCAGCCCACACCAGCAAUCAGGACCAAAGAAAGUGGGCAGAAAUGUUCCUGAGAGUGAUCCUGGGUCUUUCUCCAGCAGGUCAAAUGUUAGAUCCAAAGUGUCAUGGGUAUAGUCAGAUACCUUAAAGGUCCACUGUGUAAGAUCUAGGGGGAUUUAGUGGCAUCUAGUGGUGAGGAUUGCAGAUUGCA